UUGGUUCUAUUGUUGGAUUCAGUUUUGAAAUAAAAUUUUGCAUUAGAUUUCUUUGCUUUAUCAUAUUUGUAUGACACUAUAAUACAGUCGGUUAUUUUGCAAAAUUGAAUGUGCUGAUUCACCUGUGAAGCGAAUGUUUCUCAAAAAAUUGAUGAAUGAGUAAAUUGUAAUUGUUUACUUAUUUGGUUUGACAGCUAAACGUUAUUAAGAUGUACGAAGAAGCAGAAUUUUCGGGCUCUGAGUGCUCGAGUCAGGGUCCUUCAUCCUCAAAUGGGUCUACGUCUGAUUUUAGUGAUUCAAUCAAAUCAUUACACGAACAAUUUGAGCAAACAGUGAUCGCAUCAGAAGUUCUAAGCCUGCCUAAAGGCUUGUGCGAGAAUAGGACUCUCUUCGAAGAAUUUUUUUCACUAGAGACCUGGAACAGCCUUCCUGAUCCUGUGCAAAAACAUCUGUGUUCUUUUCUGCCUAUGUUUACCGAUAAUAUUGCGUUGGAGAGGAACAAUACAAUUGAGGCGCUGUUCAGAAAUCAAAUAACACGAUUUGGUUUAUGUCCGCUAGCCAAAUUGCAGAAGAGAAUCGAAGAAGGAAACUGUAGACCCGAAAUAUUGAUGUUGAAAAAAAGUGUGGCAAAAGCGGAACGACGAGAACGACGCUUCCAAGAAUGUGAACAAUUAGAACAGUUAGCUAAUAAAUUGAUUGCUUCUCGCGAGUGUUUGUUGCAAAAGAAAAUUCAUAAUUUGCAACAAGCAAAAACACAUGCUAGAUCUAAUUUACGUUGUUCCUCACGUCGUUCAGUAGUGAAUUUGAAUCGAGCCAAGAGAAGAUACUUUCAGGAGAUAGCAUCAAUUUCUGAACAGUUAGGAAUACCAAGCUCAUUAUCUGACGAUGAAAAUUAUGUUGAUGUUCAAAAUCAUCCAUCGCGAAAACAACGACGAAUAUGUAAUGCAACACAGUUCUUGCAGGCAGGAAGUCCAAAUUCCGAAGCGGAUGCUCGCAUAAUGAAUACUAUGGACUGGAAAGGAAUCGCAAACUACGUGAUUGGACCUAAUGGGAAAAUAAUUAUUUCUGAUCGGCAUUAUUAUAAUAUCCUGGUACAACAUAAGCGCAGAAAAAUUGAAGAACCGGCUCACCCAGAGUUAUAUUGUCAGGAACAGAAGUUGAAAGACAUCGUUUUCCGCACCCAAGCGUCAUCUGGCUAUCGCCGCAUUAUGCCUCUAAUGAAAAUAAAUAGUUCAAAUGGACUUCCACUGUAUGAAAAAAGUAAAUCGAAAUACUUGAGUAAGACACAGUUAAAUUCAGAAGGAUCGAUGAUUACUAACAGCGUUGAGCUAGUCAAACGUACAACCCACUCUAGCACUGAUCUCUCUAGUCUAGAUGAUUCCCUAAUGUUAGAGAACGGAUGUGAAUCAUCUCAAUUAGGUGGCGAACAAGAAUCAUACAUCAACAAUUAUUUUUCAAGUUAUGACGACGUAGAUAAAACCAUACGCGAAGAUUGUAUCCUUCCGAUUAAAUAUGAAAACGAAAAAUCUGGUGUAAAUAUCGCCGUGGGGCUAGAACCGAAAACCAUGGAUGAUUCUGAAUCGAAAGAAAAUUUUCUAGAACAAAAUCUCAGUAUCAGCGAGAAUACAACAUUUUCUCCUACUGAUAAAAUAAAACAAGUUGAAAAAAGGGAGACUAAUUUUCUCGCUGAGGAAAGAAAUUAUGACCGCUGCGAGGAACUAGAUAUGUUGGAGCUGAAGGAUGAAAGCAUCGAUCGGAGCACAGAAAUCAGUUUAAAUGUGAGCAAAAAUAAAACGCUACCACCAUCAUCUCAGGAAACUUACAAUAUAUCAAUGUCAGAAUUGAUGCAAGAGACACAUAAUUGCUUCCUGUCGCUAGUAAGAGAUAUGUUUUGUUCGACUCCCGAUCAUCGAUUGACAAUAGAAGAACUUAAAAUUAAACUCAACAUGUGGCUAAAGACUCCCAUAUCCGCACUGAACGAUUGGUACAAUCAGGCAGAAGAUAAAUGGGAUAAUAUGUUAUACUCAGCCAUACUGUUUCUGUCUGGAGAGUUUAGUGAUCAACCUGAUGAUUUUGUUCCGUAUAUUGAAUACAAAAUACAACUGAAUAUUUAUCAAUGGAUAGGAGCAUCAAGAGAUUCAGAUCAUCGAUUGUUGGAUCUUUGUCAGUAUUGGCUCGGGCGGAAAGAUGAUAUGGGCAUGAAAUCCCUUUCUAGACCACCAAAAAUAAGCUCUAAGCAAAAGAAUAUGACCGUAUAUAACAUGAGCUGCUUUGAUGAUGACGACAGAUCAUCUGAACGAACUAUUUCACCCCCUCCCCCUCGAUACCCAACAGAUUGGUCUGUACGAAAAGCGACCGAUGAAGAAAUACGAGCAUUCCGAGAACAAGAAAAACAUCGAUACGAAAAUCCACAUAUGGCUUUCACUUACAAACAACAUUCAUAUGAUAGUGUAGUAGGUCCCGUCAAAGGCAUUUAUACCCAAGUGCCAGGUAUAUCAAAAGCCCGUGGACACAAUAUGUUGGUUGCAGAUAGACCUAAUUUCGUGACAAUUUUGACUCUUGUAAGAGAUGCCACGGCCAGACUUCCAAAUGGUGAAGGUACGAGAGCAGAUAUCUGCGAAUUACUUAAAUCAUCUCAAUAUAUAUCUCAAACUGCAACUGAUCAAGUUCUGCAAACCAUUGUAAGUGGAGCUCUGGAUCGUAUGCAUACUGAGCAUGACCCUUGUGUGAAAUAUGACACGAAGCGAAAAAUUUGGAUAUAUCUACAUCGCAAUCGGUCAAAGGAGGAGUUUGAAAGACUUCAUCAGCAAUACCAAGGAAUUUCGAAGCAUAAAAAACCUGUUUGUAGGAAAAGUAAAUCGAAAGAAAUUGGUACCUCAAACAGAACAUCACCAGCUGCCAAUAUCAAAAGCACUUCUUUGGAAAGUGAAAGUGUCCAUUCCGAUUCAAAUACGGAAUGCAGUAACAGUACCUUGUUCAAACAUGAUAUCGCAGAAUCAAUUUCCCCGAAUGCGAUACUUCCAGAUCUUUCUAACAUAAAUAACAAUGCUUCUACAAACAGAAAUGAAACGUCUCAGUCUCUUGGACGUCUCUUGGACGCAGAACGUGGAACUUCAGCUGUAUCGGACGAGAUUCCAGAAGAUUGUUUUAAAAUAUCUGCAUGUGUUGCAUCACUUAGAAAACCAAUGGCAGACAAUUCAUCAGGCAAAAUUUCAUCCGUAAACUUUGCAAAUACCCAACCACGUAUUAAUGAUAGAACGAAGAAUCAUACAAACACACAAGGAGUCAUUGAUAUCGAGAGUCAAUCAAUGCAAUCGACGUUAAAAAAGAAUAACCUUGCUAUAACCACCAAACCUGCCACAAUAAGUACUCCUUCUUCUGUGUCGAAUAUCGAAAAUCUUAUCAGUGUAUCACCGUUGCAAAUUUCCACAUCCACUGGACGAGGCGAUAUGGACCGCAUGAUACACAAUUUCAUAAUGCCAGUUGCAAUAAAUGUGGAAAAAUCGCCACAGGCAAAACCAUUGGACACAAUGCACCCCAGUGCUUCGAAGAAUGCACCAGUUAUCAACGCUCAACAGACAACAAUAUACACAGUAAACAAAUCCCUACUUCAAACGAAAGGCAUCGUGCCGUUGUCAUCGCAGUCAGCAAACGACCGAUGCCUUAUUAAAACAGAAACAUUCUUGUCGAAACUAGGUAAUCAUCAAAAGGUAACUGAAGGUGAAAACAGAAAUAGUCCAGCGACAAAAAUUGCUGGAUCGGUUAUCGCCAAACCCGACAUUGGAAUGAACACAACAGAUAUGACAAAUACUAUCACUUUACACAAAGGACAACAAUCAGCGCUUACUCCAGCGCAACAGAAACAAAUUUUACAAAACUUGCUAGCACAGCAGCAUAAACCGAUUCAGUUCCCUAAAUCGAUAGUUACGGAACAACAGGGUAAUUCAAUUUCUGUGGCGAGCUCUUGUUCAUCGAUUAGCAAAAUGCAGAAACAGCCAGCAUUAACAUUGGCAGCAACAACAACAAUGACACGUACUAAUGCAAAACCUCAAUCAGUUAGACCAGGUAUCAAUGUUCCCCAUAUGGUGCAAAUAAAAUCAUCAAAUACCAUACUUGGCGCUCCCAGUAUAACUAAAGUUCAUUCAAGAACGGCAUCGGACGAAUUGAAAUCUCUACAAAAAAAUACUUCGCUUGUUAAUAAAUCGACGAAUUUAUUUAUGAAAAGUGAUAUUUCAGAAGAUACUGCUUCUGAGAAAAAUUCUAAGAUAAAUCUCAUAGCAGAACCAAUGAAAUCUACGGCCGUCUUCAUACAAACGUCAAUGGCAAAUAAUACAGUGACUCGAAUGCUCAAGUCGGUCCCAUCUGUAAUUCAUCCAGCUAAUAACAUCAUACGCACAACUAUCAAUUCGACUAGCAUGAACCAUGUUCCUGUGAACUCUAAAGUAAUAAAAAAGAUACCCGAAAAUCAAAUGAUAUCGCUCGAAAAUUUGGUAACCCGUGAUCAAAUAGCGGACGCCACACUACAGGUUGCAGAACCAAAAGCAACGAAGACCCAGCUGGUACACUUAUCCGGAAGUUGUCCUUCCGUUUCAUCGGUAGCACAGUAUCAAGUUGUAUCAACAAAUCGCAAUAUUGUUACUGUCGCACAAUCUCCAACAGAGCGUACCACACAGACCAUAAUUACAACAACAGCGAAUAAUAUUGUAGAUACUGAACACAUCCUGAACGCGGAUCAUAGCUCGAUCUUCAGCGGAAACAACAUUCAAAUUAAAACAUCAACACGUCAACAUGGGCACAGCUCCAGCAAAAAUACGAUGCAGGCGAAUGCAAUACAAGCACAACAGAAUCAGCUGCAGCAGACGGUUCAGCAUCAACAACAGCCUAGAAUUCAACAAGCGUUUUCUAAACUCACAGCGACGCCAAUUGAAUUGCCUACGAAUGGUAAAAAAGCAACGAGUUUCAUCAAUUCUUCGCCAAUCAAUGUUGCAACAUUUGGAGGAGGUCCAUUAAUCAUUGCGAAUAAGUCAGUAGUCCAUUCAGACCCUAAGCAACAGGGCAGUACUAACAUAGCGAUCCAAGAUGCAGUAGCGACUAAUAUUCCGAACAUUGUCUACGGAAGAACUAUUGUGAAGGAACAAGGAAACAGCGCAUCUCAGGAUCAUGUUGCUAUACCCAUCGGACAACCUAUUAGCAGCUCUCCAGCUCGAAAACUUAUUCUUGGCAAUCAAUUUGUCAAAGUGCGAACGAUAUCUAAACAACAAGACCAGAUAACAUUUACACAAGAUUCUAGAUGCGAUACAGACAUUAGUCAUCCAGUAUCGAAUGUCACUGUUAGUGUAUCCAAUGACAUGUUGAAAGGAAUUAACAAGACUACUAAUGAAACUCGUAUGGAAUCAUCUCUUAAACCCGCAGUCUGUAAAUCGUCAAAUGUAGCGACUGCGUUGAAGACAGCCUCGAGAGUUGGCAUUCGCUUAAAUCAAAACAUGCAACGGGUGGUGAUAGCGGCUCACAGAGGACAAUUAGUUACGCAGCAGAUAUUGGUACCACAAAGUUUUCAAGGAGGAGCAUUGAACAUCAAGCGUUUGAAGGUUAUUCCUUUUAAUAACCCACAAAACAAAGCCUCAUAGCCAACUGGCUAUUAUAUGAAGCCAGUUCAAUAGAAAUUAUAAUGGAACACCUCGGGGACACUUUAGUAUCCCAAGGUAAAUAUGAAUUUAAGGUACUUAUAGAUACAACACAAAUAGAAGAAGAGCUAGUAUACCUCAGGAAAACAUCCAAAAAUUGGUAUAUAACAUGUAAUAAACUGGCAACAUUUUUAGUUAAGUUACAAUGCACACCAAUCUACGAAGAACAAGAAACUGCAAGGAUUGAAUUAAUCGGCACACAGAAAUUUAUUAAAUCAUUCUUUAGAAACCAACGUUCUAAAAGAUCAUGGAGAUUUUGGAAUGAUAUGGAUUCAGAAGACAGAAUACGAAUUGAUAAAAACCUAGACAAACUUAGACAUAAUGAAGAAGAAGAGAAAAACACAUUGAAUUACCAGACUUCAGCACUAGACGAAAUGUAUAAAUUCAUAAACAAUUCGAUAUCAUCAGUAGACGAGGAAACUAUUAAAUUGACAAACAAAUUUCAGAAUCUUAAAGAAGAAGUAUGGCAAGAUUCGCUUUUUGUGAACAAUAUAACCAGUAAAAUGUACUUAGAAACAGGGCUAAUGGGAGUAAAUUUCUGGAUUGAAACCUUGUCGUCAAGCAUUAAAUCCAAACAACAAAAUAUUUUGAAUAUACUGUUAAAAGACAACAAAAAUCUUAUAAUACUGUCGACGUUAGGGCCCAACUUUAUUGAAGAAUAUUUUAAUGAAAAUUUUUUAAAUUUACCAAAGAGUUUAACAAUCCCGAACGAACUGAUGGUGUUAUUGACGCUACGAUUAUUAUUAUUAUUACUACGAUUAAAUAAUUGUUUAUUGAAUUGGAAACUUCAUUACAACCAAAAUUCUCAAUAAUGACAUCAUUUAAAGUCCCAUUAGUGAGAAAAGAACCGCUAACGACUAGAAGAAUAACAGUCAAUCCGCAUCUUAAUGGCUCAAUUGUUACGACGAUUAAUAUGCAAAAAGACAUAAUUAUGAACAUUAAGGAUACUAUUUGGGGAUAUAUUUUAACCACUGAAGAAUUCAAUAAAUGCGAAAUGUUAGGAGACAUAAAACUGUGUUACAUCCCAAAUAAAGAGGAAAACUUGAUAAAUAGUGACCUAUGCGUAGCGAAUAUUAUUUAUAAAAAUAAUACGAAUAACGAAGUUUUAAAACUGUUCAAGACCUUUGGUUCUCAACACCAGAUAGAAAUACCUGGAGAUAUGUAACUCCGAAAAUAAUACCAUUAAAUAUUUCACAUGGAAGCAACACUACAUUGAUCAAUGUGAUUGGAACAGGCGAAAUUAAACUGCUUCCAAAUAUGAGUCUCGAAACUGAAAACGUCAAAUUAACUUAUUUCGAUGCAAUUCUAAGCUCAAAAACAUACACUAAAUCUGACAACCAUUUAAAUUUUACCAAUGUAACAAUGGAAGAUUGGAAAAUAGACAGGCUUCCUUUAUUUAACACAUCAGAUAAGGUAUAUUCAUUCAUGAAUAAGAAACAACUAUUUGAUAUAGGAGUAGAAAUAAACCAUCUAAAAAGGCACAAUACACUUCUAGACAACCUGGUGUAUGCACCUUAUGACUAUCCUUGGUGGUUUUCAUCGGGAACACUUUUGGCAAGUAUAGCUGUAUUUGGGAUACUAGCAUGCUGUUAUAAAGGAAAGAUAGUAUGCUGUGAAAGAAAAUAUAAAAUAAAUAAACACAAAAAAAAAUCAAUGCAUAAACUGAAAAUAGUGAAAAAGAAACGUAAAAAUAGAAAGGAAGUUCCUUUCUCGAACAGAAAGAUGAAAAAUUUGACAACAAAUGACAUUAAAGCAACAAGAGAUGAUGAUAAAAUAAAGUUUAUUAAUAAAGAGACCCAAUAUAUUGAGAUGAAUGAGCUUGAUUUAUAUAAAAAAGACCUAGAAGUUAAGAAAAAUAUACACACUAACACGGUCAUCAUUGGGGAACAUCCGAAAAAUAGUAAUAACAAUAUCAGACAGCUCGAUAGUGAACAAAGAAAAUCAAAAAAAAAUUCCAAUAUUUCAAUUGUUUGAGUGAGAUGAAUGAGAGAUAUAAGACAA
Molecule: messenger RNA, 7685 nt
Organism: Toxorhynchites rutilus septentrionalis
Lineage: Eukaryota; Metazoa; Arthropoda; Insecta; Diptera; Culicidae
Exons: 10
Coding region: 210-5627 (1805 amino acids)
Cellular component (GO): Ino80 complex
Molecular function (GO): protease binding
Source: RefSeq, a predicted model, not a curated record